Messenger RNA from Aspergillus chevalieri, 1116 nucleotides. RefSeq lists its product as uncharacterized. The transcript has a single exon. Lineage: Eukaryota; Fungi; Ascomycota; Eurotiomycetes; Eurotiales; Aspergillaceae. The record is from RefSeq and is a predicted model, not a curated record. Bases 1 to 1116 code for a protein of 371 amino acids. Gene Ontology annotation, cellular component: cytoplasm.
AUGGCCCCCAUCCCCGUAACAAUAGUAACGGGUUUCCUGGGCUCCGGUAAAACAACCCUCCUCUUAAACCUCAUCCCGCAACUCCCGCAAUCCUACCGCCUCGCCCUCCUCAAAAAUGAAUACGGCGACGUCGCCAUUGACUCCCAACUCGCCUCAACGCAAUCCAUCUCCGGCGUCCGCGAACUCCUCAACGGCUGCAUCUGUUGCAACCUCGUCGGGCAGCUCGGCGAUGCGCUGAACCAGCUCCGCGAAACCGUGCAGCCAGAUCGGAUCGUCAUCGAGACGUCGGGUAGUGCUUUCCCUGCGACGCUGGCGAUGGAGGUUAAUCGGUUAUCGCGCGAGGAGGAGAAGGAGGGCGAAGGGUUUGUGCUGGAUGGGGUGAUUAGUGUGAUUGAUGUGGAGAAUUGGGAGGGGUAUGAGGAUACGAGUUACACGGCGAAGUUGCAGGCGAGGUAUACGGAUUUGAUUAUUUUUAAUAAGUGGGAGGGGGUUUCGGAGAGGAGGUUUGAUACGUGUCUGGAUCGCGUGGGGGAUUUGGAGGUUGAGACGCCGUACGUCAAGUCUGAUCGGGGGAGGGUGGAUAAGGAUGUGUUGCUGGGGAUUGACGGGGCGAUGUUUGCGAAAGAGAAUGCGGAUGUGGUUUUGGGCCAAGCACAUCAUGACGACCACGAGCACGGCCACGAGCAUAAGCACAAUCAUCAGUCCGAGGUCGAGGUGCUCUCCGUUACCCUGAAAUCAGACCAGACCGUCAACGUUGCCUCGCUCGAGCAACUCCUCUCGUCCGCACCGAAAGAAGAAGUCUACCGCAUCAAGGGCAUCCUUCGCUGUUCCACCAGCGCUCCGCCAGUGGAAUCAUCCGAAAAGCUCAACGAGCCGAGACCGAUGCCCCAGUCAGACUCCCCCCCUUCUCAGUAUUACAUCCUCAACUGGGCAUUUGGGCGCUGGACAUUCACGCCAUCUGCUAUGGUUGCGGAAUCCGCAGACCCGGGCAUGGCAGCUCGUUUGACGUUCAUUCUUGCGCGGUACGAAUCUGGGAAGUGGAAGAAGAGGUUGGAGGCUGGUGGGCUUGUGCAGGCGGAUGAAGGGGCUGAGUUGUCGGUGGAGCGACUUGUUUAG